Elephantulus edwardii (Cape elephant shrew) is the source of this 339-nucleotide messenger RNA. RefSeq names its product dual specificity protein phosphatase 15-like. The transcript has 2 exons. Lineage: Eukaryota; Metazoa; Chordata; Mammalia; Macroscelidea; Macroscelididae. The record is from RefSeq and is a predicted model, not a curated record. The coding region runs from base 1 to 339 and encodes 112 amino acids.
AUGACCCGGCUGCGGGGAGACAGUGGGCCCCAUGAUUUCGUUACCCCAGGGGGCGCAGGGAUUCGGCUUCAGCGGCAGCUGAAGGAGCGCUUCGGGAAGAGUCCUUUCCGGGACGAGGAGGAGAUGCGCGCGCUGCUACCGCUGUGCAAGCGCCUCAGGCAGAGUUCCUCCCCUUCGGCCGCCUCCACCACGCCGUCCUCCGGAGUCGCAGAGGGAACCCUCCAGCGCCUGGUGCCGCGAUCGCCCCGGGACAGCCACCGGCCCCUGCCGCUGCUGACACGCGUCAAGCAGACUUUCUCUUGCCUCCCGCGGUGUCUGUCCCGCAAGGGGGGCAAGUGA